AUGGCGGCCGUGAUCCGAGCUUCCAGAUCCUCGUCAUCCUCAUCCACCUUCACUAAUUAUUUUAUUCGAAGGUCUCUAUCCAUGGUGGCAUCAUCGUCCGCCGCACCCUUGAAAUCCGAAUCCUACACUCCCUUGAUAGAUACUAAGGACAAAAAUAUUCAGUGGGUGUUCCUGGGAUGCCUGGGCGUUGGAAAUGGUACCUUCGCCAGCCGUCCCUCCGUCUUGCUCGGUGUCCCCCACAUCGCCACUAGAGAUUUUGUCCGUGAAGAGCUCUCCGCCUCUGGCCCACUCUCCAAACAAGUACGCCACCUCUAG
Molecule: messenger RNA, 315 nt
Organism: Fraxinus pennsylvanica
Lineage: Eukaryota; Viridiplantae; Streptophyta; Magnoliopsida; Lamiales; Oleaceae
Source: the annotation of a GenBank genome assembly